Pieris macdunnoughi is the source of this 300-nucleotide messenger RNA. The record is from the annotation of a GenBank genome assembly. NCBI's taxonomy places the organism in Eukaryota, Metazoa, Arthropoda, Insecta, Lepidoptera, Pieridae.
AUGAGGUUGAUUAUUGCUUGUGUAACCAUCCUCGGAAUGGCUAGAGCUGCCUUGGCAAUGUCACCAUUUUGCACUAAUUGCAAACCAACGUCACCAGUCUGUGGGAGCGACUGGAAGACGUACAGCAGUGAAUGCAGCUUGAAAUGCGAAAACCUUUACAACUUGAACCCUCCAGUGGUUAUAUAUAAUGGCCCGUGUGAAGAUCUACUCCCGAAACCGGACCCCAAUCCCUACCAACCCUGCAAUCUGCUAGAUAUUUACAACCCAUGCGUAUUGAUGGGUGCUCAUAAAUCACACUAG